AUAUGGGAGUGCACAAUCAUUAGUGGUUGACCCACUUUGAGCAGCGCAAUGGGUAUGCUGGAGGUCAUUUGGUGUGUGUUCGUAGGUCAUUUCUUGCUUUUUCAUUCUGCAGGAACUGUCGGCCUCCGAAACCUCCAUACUCUUCCAUAUGAAAUAAGCAAUGAUUUCAUCUGGUUCAAUACCAUCUUCAACCCGUGGAGAGCGCAAAUCCCUGAAUUAAGCAUGAAGGUUCCUACUGUACAGGUUUAUUGUGAUGAAAGUGAACUAAUACUCCUUGUGGACAAGAGACUGGGUGAAUUCAUCCUCAACCGAGCGGAAAUCAUUUUGGGUGAUGGCUGCUAUAGCAACAGUGAGCUACCAAGUCAACUGAUGUUCACAUACGGAUAUGAUCAGUGUGGAACAAGUCAUGAAAUGAGGAAAGGCCUGGAUAUCUUCUCCAACACUCUCCAUUUCAAUUCCAGGGAAGACUCGAACAUGAAGCGCACACUUUCUGUGCAUGUUGUCUGCAUUCCAAAUGGGCAUGGGUCAAAAGAACUGAAUUUACCCUACCAAACACCUGAUAAGAGCAGACAAUUCAGCAUCCAAGCAAUGGAUUCCUCCUGGACAAGUGCAGCAGAGUCGAACACCUACUCACGGGGCCAAGUCAUCAAUAUUCAGGUGUCUGCUACAGUCCAACCUUAUCAGCAGCUCUUUGUUCAGUCCUGCUUUAUCUCAUCAUCUCCUGAUUCACGCGCUAAACCUCGACAUGCAGUCAUAAUGAAUAAAGGGUGCACAGUACCAUCUGGCUCUCCUUAUACAUUCAUAAAGUUCCUAGACUCAGACUAUUCAGUAGUGAACUUUGUUCUAAAUUCCACUUAUUUAAUUGAAGAGAGUUACAUCCAUUGCAGUGCGCUCAUCUCAGACAUUGGGAUAACAAGUGGCUCCAAAUCUUGCAACUUUGACUUGGUCAAUUCAAGAUGGGAGGAGCUUAGUGGCAAUGUGGAGGUGUGCCGUUGCUGUAACUCAAAGUGUAAAGGCAUGUCAGCCAAACACCGUCCUCGGGAUGCCAAGGCGGUUGUCAGCACUGGACCAUUAUUCAUAGUGAAAAGACCAGUACAACCAAUCUCAGAAUCUACUUUAGACUCCAUGCAAUCAGAUGCUGCCACACCAGAAGAAAAAAACACUGACACAUCAGUCUCAACUGAGUAUACUAAAUUCCAGUGGCCCACUUUGCCAAACGCUGUUGUAGUCGUGAAGCAAGAUCCAGUCUCCAGCCUGACGCUCGUGCUGCCUGCAUCUAAUGAAAGCAGUGAUUCAAGUGUCACCCUGUUGAAUGAACUACAGGCUACCAACAUUGAGCAAGAGACAAACCUAAGUAAUAUCAAAGGUCAAAGUUCAAACUUGGCAUCUGACGAGCCUAAGCAAACAGAAGUGCGAAAUGAGCUGUGGCGUGACAACAAAUAUGUGAAACCUCAAGAGCAGACAAAUGAUGCGCAGCCAAUACUCCGUUCCAAAAUUCAGCUGUCCAAGAAUGCUGAUGGUUCCCAAACUCUAAGUUAUGAGGAAGCGGUGACAUUGCUUGACAGGGGUGUAAUCAGAAAACAUGGAAAGGCUGAAACCGGAUGCAAACGGAGGCGAGCACACAGGAGACUACCUUCAAUUUUUCUUAAUUUGUUAAGGAGGAUGGAUAAAGUGGAGUAACUGCAACUCUCAAAGCAUAUUAAAAUAUUGUCAAGUCAUUCCA
This is a messenger RNA of Corythoichthys intestinalis (scribbled pipefish), 1723 nucleotides long. RefSeq names its product zona pellucida protein C (gene zpcx). NCBI's taxonomy places the organism in Eukaryota, Metazoa, Chordata, Actinopteri, Syngnathiformes, Syngnathidae. The coding region runs from base 49 to 1680 and encodes 543 amino acids. The record is from RefSeq and is a predicted model, not a curated record. The transcript is spliced from 9 exons.